AGGAGGUACUGAAGAGACUCAGCUGCCGUGGAGGCACCAGACUCCUACUAGGGAAAACCAAACUCCAAAAAGGAAUAGAACAAGUAACAGCCAGGGCACUCAGUCCAGGAGAAGUCUCCAAAGGGUAGUUCAUUAGCUACAGGCGUAGUAUGGAUGGCUGAAAACACCUCUUACUCCCAGGAUCCACAUGGUCGGGGACCUUGGCUGCUCUGACUAUUUUGCAAGACACAGAUUAGAGGUCAUCCUAGGAACUGCCACUGACUAAGAAUCUCGGAAUGGCAAAAACUUACAUGAAAUCCAAGGAGAUGGUAGAGCUGGUCAACACGUCGUCCUGGAAUGACAAGGGUCUGGGUUCUCAAACUGAGAUAAAGGAGCAGGAGAGAAGACAUGGUGCCUAUGGGAUGCUUGGAAACUUAACUGAAGAGCAUGACAGUAUUGAAGAGGAAGAAGAGGAAGAAGAAGAUGGGGAGAAACCCAAGAGAAGAGGACCUAAGAAAAAGAAAAUGACUAAAGCUCGCCUUGAGAGGUUCAGGGCUCGAAGAGUCAAGGCCAAUGCUCGAGAACGGACCCGGAUGCAUGGUCUGAAUGAUGCCCUCGAUAACCUCAGAAGAGUUAUGCCAUGUUACUCUAAAACCCAAAAGCUUUCCAAAAUAGAGACUCUUAGACUGGCCAGGAACUAUAUUUGGGCUUUGUCUGAAGUCCUGGAAAAUGGCCAGACACCUGAAGGGAAGGGCUUUGUGGAGAUGCUCUGUAAAGGGCUCUCUCAGCCCACAAGCAACCUAGUGGCUGGAUGUCUCCAACUAGGGACUCAGUCUGUCCUCUUGGAGAAGCAUGAGGAGAAAUCUCCUAUUUGUGACUCUACCAUCUCUGUCCACAACUUCAACUAUCAGUCUCCAGGGCUCCCCAGUCCUCCUUAUGGGCAUAUGGAAACACAUCUUCUUCAUCUCAAGCCUCAAUCAUUCAAGAGUUUGGGAGAUUCUUCCUUUGGGAGCCACCCACCUGACUGCAGCACACCCCCUUAUGAGGGCCCGCUCACUCCACCCCUGAGCAUCAGUGGCAACUUCUCCUUGAAGCAAGAUGGCUCUCCUGACCUGGAAAAAUCCUACAGCUUCAUGCCACAUUAUCCUCCUCUAGGCCUGAGCUCAGGGCAUAUGCAUUCAACUCCCUUUCAGGCUGGCACCACCCGCUAUGAUGUUCCUGUUGACAUGUCCUUUGAUUCCUACCCCCAUCAUGGUAUUGGGACCCAACUUAAUCCAAUCUUCACUGAUUAGGGCAAUAAGUCCAGCAUUUCAGAGGAUGAUUAGAGAUAUUUCCCACAUUUUAAGUGGCUGAGCUGACGAUUCAAAGAACCUAUAGAUAUUUAUCAAACAUGAUAGCACUAAUCCACUGAGAACCCCCUAUGCCCACUCCUUCUUCUCAUAAACUUCUCACAUUGCUUAAAUUGCUUUGUUUAGGGUCCUCAAGUGAAAUUGUUUGGUGAUUUUAGAUGAUGUGCUACUAGAAUAUCAGACGUAGGCCCUGUUACAGUGGUGCCGAACACCCAUUCAGAAAUCUGUCUGGUGUUGGUUACCUUCUGAAAACAGGAAGCAGCUGUUUUGUCCCUAAAUAAUUUUGAUCACUCAUAAAUUUCUUGAAAUAUAAAAGCAAUAAAAGGCAAUAACAUGGAUGGAGUGUUCAAAUGGGGCUGCUGCAGGAAGCAUAAGGCAGGAUUCAAAGUUUGAGCUUGUUUCUAUAUAAAAAUAACUUCCAGAGGCAAAUAUUCCAACUCAUACCAUGAAUAACAAAGCAUGUUUUUAGCAAUUAGCUCUAUUUCUCAUUGAGAUGAAAGUCGAGCACAUUUUCCUUAGUGAUUUGAGAAACAUAGUAGAGGCCUCAUGCCAAUUUCAUUUAUUUAUUUAUUAUGAGGUAAGGUUUCAUUCUAGCCCAGGCUGACCUGGAACUCAUUCUGUGGUCCCAGGAUAACUUUGAACUCACAAUGAUCCUCCC
Molecule: messenger RNA, 1986 nt
Organism: Jaculus jaculus (lesser Egyptian jerboa)
Lineage: Eukaryota; Metazoa; Chordata; Mammalia; Rodentia; Dipodidae
Gene: Neurod4
Product: neuronal differentiation 4
Exons: 2
Coding region: 276-1271 (331 amino acids)
Biological process (GO): nervous system development; regulation of DNA-templated transcription
Molecular function (GO): protein dimerization activity
Source: RefSeq, a predicted model, not a curated record